CAUUUCCUUGUCGGCUGCUACAUCAUUUCCUUUCACUUCUUCUUCUUCUUCAGGAUUGAAGUCGACGGAGCUUUUUGAGAGAUAGAAAAAUGCUGGACAUCAACCUCUUCAGGGAAGAUAAGGGCCACAACCCUGAGAUUAUACGCGAGUCCCAACGCCGAAGGUUCGCUGAUGUUGAGGUUGUCGACGAGGUUAUUCGUCUCGACAAGGAAUGGAGACAGCGUCAAUUCGAGCUGGACAAUCUCCGGAAAGAUUUUAACCGGAUAAACAAAGGCAUCGCCAAACUCAAGAUAGCUGGUGGGGAUGCAAGCGAGAUGAUUAAAAACACUGAUGAAAACAAGCAGCAGACUGCAGAAAAGGAGAUAGAAGUGCAGGAAGCACGCACUGUAUUAUAUUCAAAGCUGGAAAUAAUUGGAAACCUGGUUCAUGAUUCUGUUCCUGUCAGUAAUGAUGAGGCGAACAAUGCUGUAGUUCGAACUUGGGGGGAGAAGAGAUCAGAACCGAAACUGAAAAAUCAUGUAGAUCUUGUAGAGCUUCUUGGAAUUGCUGACACCAAGAAAGGGACCAACACUGCUGGAGGUAGAGGUUUCUAUCUAAAAGGAGAUGGUGUGCUCCUAAAUCAAGCCCUUAUUAAUUUUGCCCUAGCCUUCUUGGGGAAAAAGAGUUAUGUUCCAUUGCAAACUCCAUUCUUUAUGAGAAAAGACAUCAUGGCAAAGUGUGCUCAAUUAGCUCAGUUUGAUGAAGAACUUUACAAGGUUACCGGAGAGGGGGAAGACAAAUAUCUAAUUGCAACAGCUGAACAGCCCCUCUGUGCAUAUCAUAUAGAUGAUUGGAUCCAUCCAUCUCAAUUACCGAUUAGGUAUGCGGGAUAUUCGUCUUGUUUCCGUAAGGAGGCUGGCUCACACGGUAGAGAUACCCUAGGGAUUUUCCGUGUUCAUCAAUUUGAGAAAGUGGAGCAAUUCUGCAUCACAACCCCUAAUGCCAAUGAUUCCUGGGACAUGCAUGAAGAAAUGAUUAAUAAUUCUGAGGAAUUCUAUCAGCUGCUAAAACUUCCAUAUCAUGUAGUGUCUAUAGUGUCUGGUGCAUUAAAUGAUGCUGCUGCAAAGAAGUAUGAUUUAGAAGCUUGGUUCCCUUCCUCGAGCACUUACAGGGAACUGGUGUCAUGUUCAAACUGUACAGAUUAUCAGUCCAGAAAAUUAGAGAUUCGAUAUGGACAGAAGAAGGGCAAUGAACAAGCGAAGCAAUAUGUACACCUGUUGAAUUCCACUCUCAGUGCAACGGAGAGGACAAUGUGUUGCAUCCUCGAGAAUUAUCAGAGAGAGGAUGGUGUUGAUAUUCCCGAAGUACUUCAACCCUUCAUGGGUGGAAAGACGUUCAUGCCCUUUGUCAACAAGCCAGCCAAAGAAGUGAAAGCAAAGAAGUAAGGUUUUUCUAUGAUUCAGUUAAAAUUGAUCUGCCUUUUGGAUUUUUGUUCCAUCUAUGAAUUAAGGGUAUACUUUUCUUUUUCUUUUUUUAUCAAACACAGUUAUUUAAGUUAGAACUUAAGUACUGAACACAGUUUGCCCAAGUUAUUUUCAACUCAUUAUGGCCAUGGACUUGUUACAUUUGGGAUAUUGUUUGGUUUUCUUAAAAUUUUAAAGUUUGUAUUAAUAAAUUGUCCUGAAUUGCCACAUCUUUCAAUACAAAUACUAGGAAAAGUCUCUACAUGAGACAAAACCCUAAGGUUAUGAUGGUUAA
Molecule: messenger RNA, 1737 nt
Organism: Impatiens glandulifera
Lineage: Eukaryota; Viridiplantae; Streptophyta; Magnoliopsida; Ericales; Balsaminaceae
Product: serine--tRNA ligase
Exons: 9
Coding region: 90-1424 (444 amino acids)
Biological process (GO): seryl-tRNA aminoacylation
Cellular component (GO): cytosol
Molecular function (GO): serine-tRNA ligase activity; tRNA binding; ATP binding
Source: RefSeq, a predicted model, not a curated record